Molecule: messenger RNA, 858 nt
Organism: Schistocerca gregaria
Lineage: Eukaryota; Metazoa; Arthropoda; Insecta; Orthoptera; Acrididae
Product: skin secretory protein xP2-like
Exons: 4
Coding region: 1-858 (285 amino acids)
Source: RefSeq, a predicted model, not a curated record
AUGCAGACGGGGCCAGGGCGCUAUUUGCGGCGCCUGGCGGCUGUUCGCGUGCUGGAGGCUCAUUCGCCGCCUCCGGGCCCGCUCUCUGCCCCGCAGGGUGGUAAACGCGGCCCUCUGCGGCGCACACGUUCGCCGCCAUCAUUACACCUGCUGAUCGGCCGUCCUCGGAGCCCUCAACAGCUUACCUGUCGACUGGCCAGCUCCACCACACCACCCUGCACGCGAUUCCAUUAUGCGAGGCGCGGCGGCGCGCAGGUGCCGUCGCGAAGCGCCCUCGUCUGCGACGCAGCUGCGACCAAUGGUUCUGCUUUGCCUGCCAACGAGCACGGGGUCAGCGGGACGGCGGCCCGGCUGGCGCGCUCCGAAUUCAGCAGCGAGGUAGACGAGGAGGCGAGGGGCAGAGCCUUGUCCAUCAAGGACAUCAUCUGCAGCGAUCCACGUCGCCCCAGCAAUGGGUGCUCCAGGUACUGCGUGGCAGCUGAUGCUCCUGCUGCAGCGGCGACGGCAACAGGCCUGGUCGGUCCGGGUCCAGAUGGUGAGGCGUGCCCUGCAUGCAGAUGGCGGGAUUCCCCUGCUAAUGAGCAGACGCUAACGAAGCCUUUGUUGCUGCUCGCCGGCGCUUCGCCGGCGCCUACUUUCGGCAGGCUGGAGGCGGCGGCUCUCGCCUCGAGCGCGCCCUUUGAGGCCGCCCCGCUGGCUGCUCCGGCGCCGGGGGCAGCGCAUUCUGCGGCGCCGACUUCCGCCCUUAGGGCCGCCCCCGCGCCGGCGAAAGGAGCGCCCGAUACCGCGCGGCCGCCGUCCUUUCAGGAUCAUCGCUAUUCAGCCGAAGAGAACCUGAAGCCGCUCCGCAGCAAGUAG